This is a messenger RNA of Pelmatolapia mariae (spotted tilapia), 2568 nucleotides long. Its product is annotated as V-set and immunoglobulin domain-containing protein 10-like 2. The record is from RefSeq and is a predicted model, not a curated record. NCBI's taxonomy places the organism in Eukaryota, Metazoa, Chordata, Actinopteri, Cichliformes, Cichlidae. Gene Ontology annotation, molecular function: protein binding. The transcript is spliced from 13 exons. Bases 1 to 2568 code for a protein of 855 amino acids.
AUGGUGGCUCCACUGCUAGGACUGGCCAUUCUAUAUCUAACUACCAGUCCCUUUACACCCAUAUUUGCAUGCAUAUCUUUGUAUCCUUUCCCUCCUCCAGCCCUGCAGAUCAACCCCAAUGGAGAGGUGGUGUACCAGGACGCCAGUGUGUAUGGGGUAGUGGGCAAAGCUGUGAUCCUUGAGUGUGGUCCCUCUGUACCUGACAUGUACAUAUGGAGCUUCACCAAGCCUGGUACUGAAGGCAUAAAAGCAGUGGUGUAUAAUGUGGGACGAGGACCGAGGAUUCAGAAGCUGGCUGAGACGCUGGGACAGCUGACUGUCAUCUCAAACAGUGCAGCUAUAAGCAUUGAGAAGCUGCCUCUGGCUGCACAAGGCUUAUUCACCUGCCAGGCUUUCUAUGACAUAGAGAACGAGCCCAAAGUCUACUACUACUACGUGCAUCUCAUUGUCCGAGUCCCUGUCACUAAGCCUUCCCUUUCGCUGAGUGUGGAAUCUCCAGUGGAAGGAUCUACAAUGUGGAUGCACUGCGAUUUGGAAAAUGGGACUGGACCGAUCCGGUAUGUGUGGCAACAUGAAACCCACAGUGGUAACAUCACGAUCAUCGCACAGGGCGACAGCAGUGUUAUCAAUGUGACCAACGUCAACCGCAACCACACCGGCUGGUACCGCUGUGUGGCCAGCAACGCAGUUAACAGUGAAAGCUCCAACCGCGUGUGGCUGAACACCAUCUUCGGCCCGGACAUUCCUCAGAUAGACGUGACUCCGUACAGUAUAACAGAGCGGGGUUACUCGGCUCUGGAGAGAGAGACUGUUUCUUUGGUGUGUAAGGCCCAGUCCAAUCCAGCCAGUCAGUACGUCUGGUUCUACAACAACUCGCAGGUCUACAGCGGGGAGAAGUUCACCAUCACCAAGAUCCUCCGCAUGCACACUGGCGACUACGCCUGCUUGGCUCAGAAUACCUACCUUAACACCCGCUCCAAAAAAACCAUCAGCCUGACAGUCUAUUACCCCCCUGAUGGCUCCCCGUCCUGUUCUGUGGAGCCGGCUCUGAAUCACACCUCUCUGAGGCUGCUGUGCUCCUGGCCUGGUGGAUUCCCCUCACCUUCCCUCCACUGGACUGGAGACCUGAUACAAGAUCAGUUCAACACAGCCCAGCAAACAAGUUCAGCCUCCAGCACUGCCAUCAUGCUGCCCUCUGGAGGCCUGACUUCUAAUAACAGUUUGUUCACUUGCCUGGGCUCCCAUCCUGCCCUGAAACAGUCGACACAGUGCAGCACACGCACAUAUAUUCCCCCUGCAGAGCCACUGUGCUUUGCUCAUGUGAAUAAUGACAAACAGUCCUUGAUGCUGUCCUGCUACUGGGAGGGAGGGGCCCCGAAAGCCUUGGUGUGGUGGGAGGGCCCCGAAGGUCAGAGCAAAGGUGGGGAACAAACCUUCAACAUCCUGAACCUCCGCUAUGGCACAGCUCGCAGUGGGAAACCUUACACCUGCCACGCUAAACACCCACUUCUGGUCGAAACCAAGACCUGCAGACUCUCACUGGAGGCACCAGUGCUCCAGACACAGCGCAGAGUCGUGUCUGUGUACGAGGGGAGCGACGUUCAGCUUACCUGCAAUCUGAGAGCCAACUACCUUCCUGUCAAUGAAAUCAUCUGGUUUAAUAAUCAGGGUGUCGGUGUGCAAGACACCUCAAAGUACAUGCUUCUGAGAGCGCCUGAAUGGGCCAAUCUGACUGUGAGAGACACAAAUGAAACUCAAGACAGCGGCGAGUACAGGUGCUCCACUUCCAACGCAGUGGGAGGAACCGAAAUCAAUAUCACUUUAGUCAUCAAGAAGAACCCCAUGCCACCCAAUGCAACCCUGGUCAGAGUGAUGUACACCAGUCGACAGCGUAAUGAGGUGGAGCUGGAGUGGGUGGUGGAGAACCAGGAAGCAGGAGGUUGGACAGGUUUCUUCCUGGAGCACCGAUGGAUGUCUGAGCGACCACAAAGGAAAGGAAGUGGGAAUGAGGAGAAAGUUGGUCCCGUAAUCUGGAACCGUAACAUCCUCCAGGAUCCAGCUGUCAGGAUUUAUACAGUGGGGAGCCUGACGCCAACGGUUACCUACCAGUUUCGCAUCAUACCGGUGAACCACCGCACUGUGGGACACCCUUCUGCUGCACAGACUCCAGCUGAACCACGCUACAAUGUGUACCCUGCUGUGAUUGGAGCAGCUAUUGGUGGGAUGCUCUUUGCAGCCAUUCUUACGGUUCUGCUGCUCAUGUACAUAAUCCGCAACCGCAACAACAACCCUCGACUACAUGACUUGUUAUUUGGCAGGCAGCACAGCCAGUCAAGGGAAAACAUCAACUUCCCAGAGGAUGAAGUGGUCAGCAGGUCAGAGGGAGGAAUAGAGGAGAUUGGUGGAUCAUCCAGCCUAGGUCCAGCCAUGGCUUUACCCCGGGCAUCUUCACCCCUCACUUCUUCACCUAUGAGUGCCACCCUAACACCCACCAGCCAAGCCCCUCCCCCUGGAGACGAUAAUGAGCCAGUCAGCGUCACCAUCACAGUCAAGGCAACAGGCUCAUAG